UUCCCUUGCUAUCCCUUGCAUCGUGAUACUAUACUUAAUAAUAUAUGUCAUCAUUUCACACCACCAUGGUGGUUUGCAUUCAUUUUCCAGCUUCCACCAACUUGCAUAAACAGAUGUGCAUCCAACAAGAGACUUUUAAAUACAGGCGACGCAAACACCAAAGACGUCCAGUACGUAGGGGAAAGCUGCCAUAAAAUCCCUCUAUAUCUACAUCACCAAUGGACCCGUUCACAGCAGGUGGAUUAGCCCUGGGGAUAGUAUCACUAUCCUUUCAGGUGUUUGCUGGUUGCGUCAAAGGGUUCAUGAUACUGUCAAGUGCCCACAAUUUUGGCAAGGAUGCUUCCUUCCUCAAGACCAUGCUCAGCGUUGAGGAAUACCGGUUUGUCCAGUGGGCGGAUGUGGUAGGACUCACCGGAGCAGACAGCAGAAUCCUACGUCAGCUCAAUCAAACUCUCGCGGAACAGCUGAUGGAACAAUUACGAGACAAGCUUGACAGCACCAAACUCAAGGAACGAUAUUCUCUUGACCUUCAAGAAGAUGAGACUUCAAGUGAUAGAGCUGACAGCUCCAUCGGCGAACAGUCGCACGCUCCAAAUAUGCUAUCCAGAGCAGUGUCUAACGAGCGGCGGUCAGAGAUCCUUCUGCGGGCCCAACUGAUCCAAAGCCGAACACCAUUUCCUAAGCGACUUCGAUGGGCGGCUAUAGAUAAGUCCAGGUUCCAAGAUCUCGUUUUGGAUCUGAGACAAAUUGUGGAUUCUCUUUGGAAUCUUCUCGAACCGAUUCGUCUGAGGGAGCUUUCCCAGCAGGUCGCCCGAACUCUGACAGCGGUGGUCGACAUGAGCCAAGAUCUUGAGGCCCUCAAAGGGCUUCGAGCUACUUUUACUAAACAGACCGCUGACUUUCCGGGUGAUACGAUUCUCUCGACUGCAGUUGACUUGAAAGUACUACGCAAGGGGCUUUCAAGGGAAGGCAGUAGUGACUCAACCUCGGAUUCAUCGUUAGCCCAGCGGCCUCUUUACCCCUUAAACCGAAAUCUCUUCAUACGAGCAGCCGCAACGCGGGGAGCUGAUGGGAUCUUUAUGGCUCAGUACGACGGUAGGCCCGUAUUAUGCGAGUCUAAACCAGUCGACCCGUGGCACAAACCAAAACUCAAAGUGAGAGCUGAGCGUCUUACAAGGCUACUUUCGUUGCCCAAGAGUGCAUCGUUCAUGACGCUUCAAUGUCUCGGGUUCUUGGAGGACAUAGAUGAGUUUAAAUUCGUGUACGAUUAUCCACCUGGGUCGGACACCACCGUUCCCCCUCGAUCUUUGCUGGACUUGCUUCGCGAUCCUACGAUGCAGAACCCAAGUGUUACCACGAGAUUGAGACUCGCUCUGUCAAUUUGCAAAACGCUCUUAACCAUACAUACAGCAGGCUGGUUCCACAAAAAUAUCCGCUCCGAGAACAUCAUAUUCAUAAACCGCGAGCCGGACCUCGGGAAACCAUAUUUAACUGGAUUUAGCUUCGCACGCACCGAUUCCCCAGUCGAGAUAAGUGAUCAAAGGUCAGCAGAUCCGCUUUUGGACAUCUAUAGACAUCCGCACGUCUUAAGAAAACCACCUGAGCCUUAUUCCAUUUACAUGGAUCACUACUCUCUAGCAACUGUCCUGACAGAGAUAGCUGAAUGGCGUCCGCUCAAGCAUAUUGUCUCGAAACAUAUUGACGUCACCAACACUGACUUGGACAUCCCGCUUUCUGCUUUGGCUGGAAUUCAACCCUGGUUGAUUAGAGCGUUCACGGAGAAUGGACAGGUUGCAUAUCGUAUGGGAGAGGUGUACGCAAAUGGUGUUUCCAGUUUAUUGAGACUGGAACUCGCGGACGAGCGUAAUUAUUCUUCUACUGAACAGCUGCUCGCUUACCAAAAGUUUGUAAAUGAACUCGACCUUUGCUAUGUUUGAUGUUUUUUUUUUCCUUUUUUUUUUU
Aspergillus calidoustus is the source of this 1962-nucleotide messenger RNA. NCBI's taxonomy places the organism in Eukaryota, Fungi, Ascomycota, Eurotiomycetes, Eurotiales, Aspergillaceae. The record is from the annotation of a GenBank genome assembly.